Messenger RNA from Pimephales promelas (fathead minnow), 3249 nucleotides. Lineage: Eukaryota; Metazoa; Chordata; Actinopteri; Cypriniformes; Leuciscidae. The record is from RefSeq and is a predicted model, not a curated record.
GGGGCUUUAAACCCGUUACACUGGAUUUUUAAACGGCUGUAUAUUCUGUGAUAUACUUUUUUUCAAAAAAAUAUCUGAAAUCAAUCACUCAACUUUUUGAGAAAAGGAAGUGGGAGGACGGUGCCUUUAAAAUGAGUUCUCCAUCUUCUGGAUCUUGCGCCCUGUCUAUGAAGAGUGAUCAAUCAGUGACGAAUGAUCCUCCUGAUUUAAUUGAUGGAACAGUGACCUCUGACCUGAGUAUCACCAGGAAACGGAAAUCAGAGUCUCCAAUACCCAGCAGUGUGUCUGUGAAGAGUAACAGAUCCAUUGACCCACCCUAUAAUUUCAGUGAAGGAACAGAGACCUCUGACCUUACCAUGGAAGAGAAACAUGAGCUGAUCAGAUCUGUGUCGUUCUCUACAUCCCACUACCAAACCCACAUCAGACGGGACAAAUCUGAAUCAACCUUGAAGACACACACAUUGGAGACUGGAGACGUGCAGAGAGUCAAAGACCAGCACAAAACCAGCAUGAAGAACAAGUACGAGAGAUUAUUUGAAGGAACCAAACUCCAAGAGAAUGAAACCCUCCUGAACAGGAUCUACACACAGCUCUACAUCAUAGAGGGAGAGAGAGAAGGAUCGAAUGAAGAACAUGAGGUUUUACAGAUGGAGAAAACAGCCAGAACACAACACUCACAAGACACUCCGAUCCACUGCAAUGACAUCUUUAAAGCCUCUCCUGAACCAGGACGCCAGGAGAAAGACCAAAUCAAGACUGUUCUUACUAAAGGCAUCGCUGGAAUCGGGAAAACCGUCUCUGUGCAGAAGUUCAUUCUGGACUGGGCCGAGGGAAAAGACAAUCAGGAUGUAGAUUUCAUGUUUGUGCUUCCAUUUCGAGAGCUGAACUUGAUCCGAGAUCAUCAGUACAGUCUUCACAGACUUCUGCUGGACUUUCAUCCUGAACUUCAAGAUCUGGACUCAAAGAUGUAUGAGGAGUGUAGAGUUGUGUUCAUCUUUGAUGGUCUGGAUGAAAGCAGAAUCACACUGAUGUUUUCAGACGCUCAGGAAGUUUCUGAUGUGACUGAGACUUCAUCAGUGGGUGUGUUGAUGUCAAACCUCAUUAAAGGAGAUCUGCUUCCCUCGGCUCUCAUCUGGAUCACCUCCAGACCAGCAGCAGCCAAUCAGAUCCCCACCAAAUACAUCCACCGUCUGACAGAGAUUCAGGGAUUCAAUGAGCCUCAGAAGGAGGAAUAUUUCAGGAAGAGAAUCAGUGACGAGCAUCAAGCCAGCAGAAUCGUCUCUCACAUCAGAAGAGCAAGAAGCCUCCACAUCAUGUGCCACAUACCCAUCUUCUGCUGGAUCUCCUCCACUGUGCUUCAGAAGCUCCUGGAAGAAGAUCUGAGUGCAGAAAUCCCUCAAACUCUGACUGAAAUGUACAUCCACUUCCUGCUGAUUCAGAUCAACAUGAGGAAACAGAAGUAUGAAGAGAGAGAUCCAGAGAAACUCCUGCAGUCCAACAGAGAAGUGAUUGUGAAACUUGCUGAAGUGGCUUUCCAUCAGCUGAUGAAGGGCAAUGUGAUGUUCUAUGAGGAGGACCUGAUUGAGAGCGGCAUAGACGUCACUGACGCCUCAGUGUAUUCUGGGAUUUGCACUCAGAUCUUUAAGGAGGAAUGUGUGAUUCAUCAGAGGAAAGUCUACAGCUUCAUUCAUCUGAGCGUUCAGGAGUUUCUCGCUGCUUUCUAUGCAUUUUAUCAUUAUGCUAUCGAACUUUUUGACAGGUUGCAAUUUUGUGAUGUGAUGCAUAAUCUGCACAGGGAUGCAACUGAUAAAGCUCUUGAGAGUGAGAAUGGGCACCUGGAUCUGUUCCUGCGGUUCCUGCUGGGCGUCUCACUGGAGUCCAAUCAGAGACUCUUACAGGAUCUACUGACACACACAGAGAACAGCUCAGAGAGCAUCAGGAGAACCACACAGUACAUUAAAGAGAAGAUCAAAGAUGGACAUGGACUCUCCACUGAAAGAUCCAUCAAUCUGUUCCUCUGUCUGCUGGAAGUGAAAGAUCAGACUCUGUCCAGAGAGAUUCAGGAGUUUGUGAAAUCAGACAAACACUCAGAGAAGAAACUCUCUCCUGCUCACUGCUCAACAAUCGCCUACAUGCUUCAGAUGUCAGAGGAGGUGCUGGAUGAGCUGGACCUCAACAAAUACAACACAUCAGAUGAGGGGAGAAGAAGACUGAUACCAGCUGUCAUCAACUGCACUAAAGCUCUGCUUGUUGGCUGUUAUCUCACUCAGCAUUGUGAAACUGUGUUUCUGGCUCUACAAUCAUCAAACUGUGUCCUGAGAGAGCUGGAUCUGAGUAACAAUGACUUGGGGAACUCAGGUGUGAAGCUGCUCUCUGAUGGACUGAAGAGUUCAGCCUGUCAGUUGGAGAUACUGAGGUUGUCCGGCUGUAUGGUGACAGAGGAAGGCUGUGGUUAUGUGUGUUCAGCUCUGAGUUCAAACCCCUCACACCUGAGAGAGCUGGAUCUGAGCUACAAUCACCCUGGAGAAUCAGGAGUCAAGCUGCUCUCCGACAAACUGAAGGAUCCAAACUAUAAACUGGAGAUACUGAUUUUAGAUCAUGGAGGACAUUUCAGGAUCACACCAGGACUGAGAAAAUAUGCCUGUGAUCUCACACCGGAUCUAAACACAGCACACAGUCAACUCACUGUGAUUAAGGGGAACAGAGUUGUGGAGCACAACAAAGAGGGGAAACCGUAUGCUGAUCAUCCAGAGAGAUUUGAGCACCAUGAGCAGGUUCUGUGUGAAGAGAGUCUGACUGGACGCUGUUACUGGGAGGUUGAAUUGAGCGGUUCAGUUCAUGUAGCAGUGGCAUAUAAAGGAAUCAGCCGGAAAGAAGGGAGUGAGUGUAGGUUUGGACUCAAUGACAAGUCCUGGAGUCUCUUCUGCAGUAAUAAGGUUUACUCUUUUUGGCACAAUAGUAAAUGCAUUGAUAUAUCUGGUCCUUCAGCCCGCUCUAAUAGAGUAGGAGUGUAUCUGGACUGGUCUGCUGGCACUCUGUCCUUCUACAGCAUCUCUGACACACACACACUCACACUCUUACACACAACCUCUGCCACAUUCACUGAACCCCUCUAUGCUGGAUUUGUAAUUUAUCCAGAUUCUUCUGUGUCUCUGUGUUAGGAACCAUACUUUAAACAAAAAAAAAAAAAGAUAUGGAAAAAAGAAAAUUGUAACUUUAUUAUUUGGAAUUGUAACUUUCUUUCUCACA